Messenger RNA from Drosophila hydei, 2705 nucleotides. It is a transcript of the gene Mcm6, whose product is annotated as DNA replication licensing factor Mcm6. Gene Ontology annotation, cellular component: nucleus; MCM complex. Lineage: Eukaryota; Metazoa; Arthropoda; Insecta; Diptera; Drosophilidae. The record is from RefSeq and is a predicted model, not a curated record. Gene Ontology annotation, biological process: double-strand break repair via break-induced replication; mitotic DNA replication; DNA replication initiation. Gene Ontology annotation, molecular function: ATP binding; single-stranded DNA binding; single-stranded 3'-5' DNA helicase activity. The transcript has a single exon. The coding region runs from base 116 to 2575 and encodes 819 amino acids.
AUUGUCAAAAAAGGCGCGAAGAUUGGCAAAAAGAAACACGCAGUAAAUAGCAUCAUAGUCGGCACAUUGUUUGUUGAGCGUUUCGGAGUUAUUUGCUGUAAAAGAAUUAAACGAAAUGGAUGUUGCGGAUGCACAAAUCGGACAGCUGCGUGUCAAAGAUGAGGUUGGCUUACGCACCCAAAAACUCUUUCAAGAUUUUCUUGAAGAAUUCAAAGAGGAUGGAGAAAUCAAAUAUACUCGACCCGCCGCCAAUCUCGAGUCGCCCGAUCGCUGCACGCUCGAAGUGAGUUUCGAAGAUGUAGAGAAAUAUAAUCAGAACCUAGCCACGGCCAUUAUUGAGGAAUAUUAUCAUGUAUAUCCGUUUCUCUGCCAAUCCGUUUCGAACUAUGUGAAAGAUCGUAUUGGCCUCAAGACCAACAAAGAUUGUUAUGUGGCCUUCACGGAGGUGCCGACGCGACAUAAAGUGCGCGAUCUAACCACCUCGAAGAUUGGAACACUUAUCCGUAUUUCCGGCCAGGUGGUGCGCACGCAUCCCGUACAUCCGGAGCUUGUGUCCGGCACCUUCAUGUGCCUCGACUGCCAAACGGAAAUCCGAAAUGUUGAACAGCAAUUCAAGUUUACCAAUCCGACCAUUUGUCGCAAUCCCGUGUGUGCAAAUCGCCGUCGUUUCAUGCUGGAUGUGGAGAAGUCGCUGUUCCUUGACUUCCAGAAGAUACGCAUCCAGGAGACGCAAGCGGAGCUGCCACGCGGCUGCAUUCCGCGUGCCGUAGAGAUCAUAUUGCGCUCCGAGCUGGUGGAGACGGUGCAGGCUGGUGACCGUUAUGAUUUCACCGGCACCCUCAUUGUGGUCCCAGAUGUAAGCGUGCUGAGCACGCCGGGCACCAGAGCCGAAAUGGGCUCCCGCCAUAAGCCAGGCGAAGGUGCCGAUGGUGUCACCGGACUCAAGGCUUUGGGCGUGCGAGAGCUGAACUAUCGUAUGGCCUUUCUGGCAUGCAGCGUCCAAGCGACCACUGCACGCUUUGGCGGCACAGAUCUGCCCAUGUCCGAGGUGACGGCUGAAGAUAUGAAGAAGCAGAUGACCGAUGCCGAGUGGCAAAUGAUCUAUGAGAUGUCCAAAGAUCGCAAUCUCUAUCAAAAUCUGAUAAGCAGUCUCUUUCCCUCGAUAUAUGGAAACGAUGAAGUGAAGCGUGGCAUACUCCUACAGCUAUUCGGAGGCGUGGCCAAGACAACCACGGAGAAGACCUCGCUGCGUGGCGAUGUAAACGUUUGCAUUGUUGGUGAUCCGAGCACAGCCAAAUCGCAGUUUCUUAAGCAGGUCUCCGAUUUCUCUCCACGCGCCAUCUACACCUCGGGCAAGGCAUCCUCCGCAGCGGGUCUAACCGCCGCCGUGGUCCGUGACGAGGAGAGCUUCGAUUUUGUUAUUGAGGCGGGCGCCCUGAUGUUGGCGGAUAAUGGAAUCUGCUGCAUUGAUGAGUUCGACAAGAUGGAUCAACGCGAUCAGGUAGCUAUACACGAAGCCAUGGAACAGCAGACCAUAUCAAUAGCUCGCGCUGGUGUUCGAGCCACGCUCAACGCACGCACCUCCAUUUUGGCAGCUGCAAAUCCCAUCAAUGGACGCUACGAUCGCUCCAAGAGUCUUCAGCAGAAUAUUCAGCUGUCGGCUCCGAUUAUGUCACGUUUCGAUCUGUUCUUCAUUUUGGUGGACGAGUGCAACGAGGUGGUGGACUAUGCCAUUGCCCGCAAAAUCGUGGAUCUGCACUCGAACAUCGAGGAGUCCGUGGAGCGUGCAUACACACGAGAGGAGGUACUACGCUAUGUGACAUUCGCACGCCAAUUCAAGCCGAUAAUUGGCAUGGAGGCGGGCAAAAUGCUCGUGGAGAACUAUGGACAUUUGAGGCAACGCGAUACCGGCUCCUCGGGUCGCAGCACUUGGCGAAUUACCGUGCGUCAGCUGGAGUCGAUGAUACGGCUGAGCGAGGCCAUGGCCAAGCUGGAGUGCUCCAAUCGUGUGCUCGAGCGUCAUGUCAAGGAGGCAUUCCGUUUGCUCAACAAAUCAAUCAUCCGUGUCGAACAGCCGGACAUUCAUUUGGAUGAUGAUGAGCCUCUGGAUGUGGACGAUGGCAUAGAACACGACAUUGACAUGGAGAACAAUGGUGCCGCUGCCAAUACGGACGCCGAUGCCGUAGAUACAUCUGGCAGUGCACUCCAAAAGAAGAAGUUCACGUUAUCCUUUGAGGAUUAUAAAAAUCUUUCCACCAUGCUGGUGCUGCAUAUGCGAGGCGAGGAGUCACGCUGCGAGGUGGAGGGCACAGAUACGGGCAUGAGAAGAAGCGAUGUUGUCACCUGGUAUCUGGAGCAGGUGGCCGAGCAGAUAGAGUCCGAGGAUGAGCUCAUAUCAAGAAAGAAUCUCAUCGAGAAGCUAAUCGAUCGUCUCAUCUAUCACGAUCAGGUCAUCAUACCUCUUAAAACCACCAAUCUAAAGCCCUUUGCCAAGAGCCCCAAAGCAUCAGCUGGCGAUGAAGAGCUGGAAAACGAUCCGCUCCUUGUUGUCCAUCCGAAUUAUAUAGUGGAGUAAUCCCCAAUAGCUGUUCUGCUCAUCAUCAUUUUUUCAAUCAUUUUUUCAUCAUUUUCAUUUCAUUCGAGUUAAGUUUGUGCGCGUUUUUCUUCUAUAUAUUAUAUAUUCCAUGUUUACAGAUGAUUUUGUC